Molecule: messenger RNA, 1466 nt
Organism: Episyrphus balteatus (marmalade hoverfly)
Lineage: Eukaryota; Metazoa; Arthropoda; Insecta; Diptera; Syrphidae
Gene: betaTub65B
Product: tubulin beta chain
Exons: 2
Coding region: 88-1440 (450 amino acids)
Biological process (GO): microtubule cytoskeleton organization; mitotic cell cycle
Cellular component (GO): cytoplasm; microtubule
Molecular function (GO): GTPase activity; structural constituent of cytoskeleton; GTP binding
Source: RefSeq, a predicted model, not a curated record
AUUGAAAAAAAAAAAACAAGUUAUCAGAAAAAAUAUUUUAGUUUUUAACUGAUUUUUUUUUAAAACCUAUUUUCAAAAUUUCUAGUGAUGCGCGAAAUUAUCACUUUACAAAUUGGCAGAUGUGGCAAUCUUGUUGGUGAUGCAUUUUGGGAUGUCAUUUCUCGUGAACACGGAAUCCAACCAACUGGCGAAUUUGCAGGCACAUCCCACCUUCAAUUGGAACGUAUGAAUGUCUAUUUCAAUGAAACCGAUCGUGGCACAUUCUAUGCCCGAGCAGUUGCUAUCGACACAGAUCGAUCAAGUUUAGAUCACAUAAAAGGUGGUCCUAAUUCUGGUAUUUACAAUCCCGAGCUAUUUGUCGCCGGGACAGAAGGAACAGGUAAUAAUUUUGCUCGAGGAUUCUAUACCGAAGGUGCUGAAAUAAUGGAUCGAGUAUUAGAUGUCACUCGGUUGCAGGCAGAAUCUGUGGACUCAUUGCAAGGAUUUCAAGUUAUUCAUUCUUUAGGCGGUGGAACUGGUUCAGGAUUUGGUUCAUUGUUAAUGAGAAAUCUAUCAGAAGAGUAUCCAGACAAUCUAAUUUGUACAUUCAGUGUGAUUCCAUCACAAAAGAUAUCUGAUGUCGUCGUGGAACCAUAUAAUUCUGUACUCUGUCUGCCUCAUCUAACAGAAAAUACUCAUCUAACUUUCUGUAUUGAUAAUGAGGCUUUAUACAAUAUUUGCCACAAUAGACUCCAGCUUUUCGGAGCUUCCCUUGAAAAUCUUAACCACAUUAUAGCCCACACAAUGUCUGGAGUGACAACUUGUUUAAGAUUUCCUGGUCAGCUGAAUUCUGGUUUAAGAAAACUCUAUGUGAACAUGGUCCCAUUCCCACAUUUACACUUCCUAGUUCCAGGAUUUGCUCCAUUGACUUCAAUGGGAUCAGCUCAGUAUGUAAAACAAUCAGUUGGUGACCUUGUAAGUCAGAUAUUCAGUUCCAACAAUCUGUUGGCUGCAAUUGAUCUGAGAGCUGGGAAACUACUCACAGUUGCUGCCAUAUUUCGUGGUAGAAUGUCACCCAAGGAAGUGGACACUUUAAUGACCAGUGCCAGAAAUAAGAAUAUUCAAAACUUUGUCGACUGGAUUCCCAACAAUGUUAAGACUGCCAUUUGUGACAUUCCUCCGAGAGGACUGAAAAUGUCGUCUACAUUCAUUGGGAAUACCACGGCUAUCCGACAGCUUUUCGGACGCAUUUCCGAUGGAUUUGUGACCAUGUCAAAGAGAAGAGCUCAUUUGCAUUGGUACACGGGCGAGGGAAUGGAUGAACAAGAGUUCACUGAAGCCCAAUCGGCUUUAGAGGAUCUUUUGACCGAAUACGAGGGUUGUCUUAAGCAAGUGGAUGGCAAACAAAAAGAAACAACAUGCCGUUGGUGUUCCAAUGAGGAUAUAUUAAUAGACAAAUAAACAAAGUGAUAAAGAUCCUCCUUCGG